Molecule: messenger RNA, 1905 nt
Organism: Galleria mellonella (greater wax moth)
Lineage: Eukaryota; Metazoa; Arthropoda; Insecta; Lepidoptera; Pyralidae
Product: facilitated trehalose transporter Tret1-like
Exons: 3
Coding region: 87-1547 (486 amino acids)
Biological process (GO): transmembrane transport
Cellular component (GO): membrane
Molecular function (GO): transmembrane transporter activity
Source: RefSeq, a predicted model, not a curated record
UUUCAUUUCUGAAAUAUGGCAGUUUAAACUAUACCAAUAAUGGGUUCAAUCUAGUAUUUAAAACUCAAUCUAUUUAAAUUAAUAAAAUGUGUAACAUACUGAAUUGUGUUUCCCCUUUUUGGAAGCAGAUGUGGAUGGCAUCGACAGUUUUAAUCGUGAAUGUGGGACUGGGCCUUGUGCUUGGAUACAUGUCCAUACUGAUAGCGGCGCUCAGUGUACCAGACUCGCCCAUUAAAAUUGAUCCAUCUUCUAUGUCAUGGCUAACUGCAUCCUUUGCCCCAGCCAUACUACUAGGACAUCUAAUAGCGUCUUACAUUAUGGGCAGUAUUGGUCGAAAACCAGUAUAUAUACUAUCACACUUGCCAAGUUUUGCCAGCUUAUUAUUAACGUAUUUUGCCAAAAAUUAUAUAUCACUUCUCAUUGGUCGUAUAUUAAUCGGAAUAACGGUUGGAGGAAUACAAGCAAUAAGCAUAAUUGCCAUCGCAGAAUGCGUCCAUCCAAAAUACAGGUGUAUGAUUUUAAAUUUAAAAACGGUUUUUUUCACUUCAGGAACUACAAUAGUUCAUGCGUUAGGGGGCCAUUUUCAUUGGAGAAUAGCCGCUAUUAUGAUACUAACUCCUUUUAUCGUGUCCUUCGUGAUGGCGUUCAUGUGGCCCGAAAGUCCCGCAUGGUUCGCCUCAAAGAAACGGUUCGAAGAUUGCGAAGACGCUUUCUUCUGGAUUAGAGGGAGAAGUAAUAGUUCAAAAUGUGAGAUCAAAGAAUUGAUCAAAGCGCAAAGGGAACGAUUGUUAAACGACAAGAGAACUGUCAACCGUAUACACCUCACUGAAUUGCGGAGACAAAUCAGUAAAAGGGACUUUUUGAAACCUCUUCUAAUUUGCAUUUGUGCUGUGGCUGUAAUGGAAAUGUCCGGCAGGCAUACAUUCCCAACAUAUGCUUUACAAUUUAUAGCGGAAAUUAUGGGAUCUCAAAGUAAUAAUUAUUACGUCUUAUGUUUGGAUUUGAUUAUUAUAGUAAGUGCUAUAUGUUCCUCUAUAUUAGUUCGAAUCGUUAACAUUCGAACUCUCCUCUUUUCCACUGGAUCCGCAGCAUUAAUUACAUUAUUUGUUACUUGCAUUUACCUUGCCUUAGCUUCAAAUGGCAUCAUAUCAAAUGAUAGGGCGUGGAUUGUUAUAUUACUUUUUGUAAUUUAUUUAUUUUUAGUAAACUUAGGUUGCAGUCCAAUACCAAUGUCACUGGCUGGAGAAAUGUUCCCAUUAGAACAUAGAGUGACCAGUCAUUGUAUAUUAGGUACAUUUAUAUGUGGUACGUUAAUGGUUUGUUUGAAAGUAUUUCCUUAUCUGUUGAUUCAGGUAAAAAUAUAUGGGACCCUUGCAAUAUCUGGUAUACUUACAGCGAUAGGUUUGGCAGUUUUAUAUUUUAUACUGCCAGAAACUAGAAAUAAAACUUUGCAAGAGAUAGAAGAUAUUUUUUAUAAAAAAAAUGAAAAUGAACAUGAGUUUGAGGAUGAUGUCAAUAGAAAAAUAGUGAACGAGGAAGUAGAUUAAAAGUAAUUAUUAUUUAUAAUUAAUAAUAUCUAACUACAAUUUUGAUCAAAUAAUCCUUGACACUAUUGACACUAUUUGCUUCCUCAAGGCUGUAAGCUGACAUCUCUCACUUUAACAGCCUCGCCGUAGAAAUAUUAAUUUAACUAAAAUUGUUAUGUACUCUUGCUCAUUAGCCUCUUGUCCGUUAUUUCGUAUGAAUGGACUUCAGACGUAGAAAAACCAAUUAAAUAAGUCAUUUGUAAAUAACACAUCAAGGUAAAACCAUACACCUGUGUCCAUACAAAUGCUUCGAGAAAAGCGGGUCAACUUUUUCAUACAAUUUUGCGUGACAAAUAGUUAUGAGUGAUUCCUUUAUAAC